Molecule: messenger RNA, 1136 nt
Organism: Populus trichocarpa (black cottonwood)
Lineage: Eukaryota; Viridiplantae; Streptophyta; Magnoliopsida; Malpighiales; Salicaceae
Product: 60S ribosomal protein L8-1
Exons: 3
Coding region: 189-971 (260 amino acids)
Biological process (GO): cytoplasmic translation
Cellular component (GO): cytosolic large ribosomal subunit; ribosome
Molecular function (GO): RNA binding; structural constituent of ribosome
Source: RefSeq, a predicted model, not a curated record
UAUCACUUUUUAUUAAUAUUCAUUGCAAAUAUUAUAUUUAUACCCAGCUCUCUCUCUCUCUAUAUAUAGACACACACUAAGAGUUUAGGGUUUCUUAGCUCUUGUCGCUGCCAUCCCGCUCUUUCCCCUUCGGCGACUUGCUCUUGCCUCCACCAUUCAGUUACUCGCUUCACACACAACCAGCACAAAUGGGUCGUGUAAUUCGUGCCCAGCGUAAGGGAGCUGGCUCUGUUUUCAAAUCCCACACACACCAUCGCAAGGGUCCGGCAAGGUUCAGGUCUCUGGACUUUGGUGAAAGAAAUGGUUACUUGAAAGGUGUUGUCACCGAAAUCAUUCAUGACCCGGGUCGUGGUGCCCCAUUAGCCCGAGUUACCUUCAGACAUCCCUUUAGGUAUAAGAAGCAGAAGGAGCUUUUUGUCGCUGCUGAGGGUAUGUAUACUGGACAGUUUGUAUACUGUGGAAAGAAGGCUAACUUGAUGGUUGGGAAUGUCUUGCCUCUGAGAUCUGUUCCUGAAGGGGCUGUUGUUUGUAACGUGGAACAUCAUGUUGGAGACCGUGGUGUUUUUGCUAGAGCUUCUGGGGAUUAUGCUAUUGUUAUCAGUCACAAUCCUGAUAAUGAUACCACCAGGAUCAAGCUCCCAUCUGGCUCCAAGAAGAUCGUUCCAAGUGGCUGCCGUGGAAUGAUUGGACAGGUUGCCGGUGGAGGAAGGACCGAGAAGCCCAUGCUGAAGGCUGGUAAUGCUUACCACAAGUUCAGAGUGAAGAGGAACUGCUGGCCUAAGGUGCGUGGUGUGGCUAUGAAUCCUGUUGAGCAUCCUCAUGGUGGUGGUAACCAUCAACAUAUAGGUCAUGCUAGCACAGUCAGGCGUGAUGCUCCUCCUGGUCAAAAGGUUGGUCUCAUUGCUGCUAGGAGAACUGGUCGUCUUAGAGGACAGGCUGCUGCCUCUGCCGCCAAGGCUGACAAGGUUUAAUGAUUUUCAUUGGCGUCAUUGUUUUUGGUUAUUGUCACUGCCUGUUAGAUUAUUUCAGCACUUACUGGGAUGUUUCUAAUGAAAGUUUUGUUUGGAUAUUCAAGUAUCCGACGUCUUUUGUUUUUGACUGUUUUAAGAUAAUAGAUAUUUUGAAUUCGUGCUCUA